Molecule: messenger RNA, 1010 nt
Organism: Saprolegnia parasitica CBS 223.65
Lineage: Eukaryota; Oomycota; Saprolegniomycetes; Saprolegniales; Saprolegniaceae
Exons: 3
Coding region: 1-960 (319 amino acids)
Biological process (GO): positive regulation of hypoxia-inducible factor-1alpha signaling pathway; positive regulation of protein sumoylation
Source: RefSeq, a predicted model, not a curated record
AUGGCCGCGGAAGGACUGGAAGUGCUCGCGCUACGCUUGGACCAAGUCAAGGCCCGGGCCAAGUACGUGGCGACGCUCAAGACAUGGUGCAAGGAGCUGAGCGUGCAUGGCCGCCUCCUCACGCGCGGCAGCCUGCACCUCCUGCUUCUCGAAGGCAGCGCGUCGGGCCUCGACGCGCUCAUCGCCCGGUACGCCUCCGAGCCCAUUGACGAGAACGCAGCCGGCGAGAUGAUCAAGGAUAGCAUGUUUGACGUACUUGGUCGCCAGCCCCGGACGGGCGACGCCGUUUUCCAGAACUUUGUCGAUCUGCAAGUGCUGAACGAUGCGAUGAUGGACAAGCUCUUCGUCCAAGACUGGGGCGCCGAUGCAGCGUGGAUUGCGGAAGCGAGAACGACGGAUCGCUCCAAGCGCUUUAUUGCGCGGCGCGACGCCGCAAAGCUCAAGCGGAAACUGGAGCGGCAAAAGCUGGCACAGGAGCGCGAUGCCAAGAAAGCGGCUGCGCGCGAAGCCAAGAAGCUAGAGGAAGGAGGUGCGCAUGAAGCGGAUCAAGGCAACGACGACACUGCCGAGGUCGAGCUGUCCGAGGCCACUACCGCUCCAAGCCCCGUGACCGAGUCGACGGAAAAUGCGACGCAGCCCGCAGUUGAAAAGAAGACAGAGUCAUCACAACUGCCCAAGGCUGCGCAGCCGUCCAAGCCGCCCAAGGCCAAGCAAGCACAGCCGCCUAAAGCCAAGCAAGCACAGCACUCAAAGGGCAAACAAGCCCAGCCAAACCAGUCACAGUCCAAGAAGGGGCAAAAGAAGCCAUUCCAGAAGAAGGGGCCGCCGCAAAAGCCGGGCCCGAGUAAGAAGCGGUCGUUGGAUCCGUGGGCCGCACCGGAGGCGGCGUCGCACGAUGCGCCUUCGUUCUCGAUGGGCGCCAAGAAGAAGGCGCGCCCUCAUCCCAAGUCCAAGCCAUGAUGAGACGCAUGGGUUGGCAUUAUAAAUACUAAUAAACAGCAACACCCUCC